Messenger RNA from Talaromyces marneffei, 537 nucleotides. RefSeq lists its product as uncharacterized. NCBI's taxonomy places the organism in Eukaryota, Fungi, Ascomycota, Eurotiomycetes, Eurotiales, Trichocomaceae. The transcript has a single exon. The record is from RefSeq and is a predicted model, not a curated record. The coding region runs from base 1 to 537 and encodes 178 amino acids.
AUGUGGACGAACGCGGAAUCACAGCAGAUGAUCUUACUACACACCUACUCAAGAUUAUACCCAGGAGAGUUCGGCCCCGUAUCUCAGUUUGGCCACAUAAUCCCAGCGUAUAAGCUGGAUGGAGCUUUCAUUGAGCUCGAAAUAUUCGACCAACAGAACUGGCCUCAGAGACCCCAAUAUAACAUACAAAAUGCAAGCCGACGGUCACUUAAUAUUAAUGGCUAUAUAGUCAAGACGUUCAGCCCAGAAUGGAUUCUACGCGAGAAGAUCCUAUCUCAGCAUCAACGCCAGGGAAAUAAAGCAGAUGUCGAUAUUCGCGAUGCUAUUCAGAUACUAUUUAUUACUACCCCUGGUAAACCAGAGUUGGAUUUCGAUAGCGACCUCUCGUUGGCCGAGGCCCUGCUUACUCUCAUACGAAAGAGACCAGAUCAAGAACGAUCUUUUGAGGCAGAAAAUACGAUGCAGUGCCGUUUUUGGGAAUUAGAUGAUUCGACAUGUACAGUGGUGGGACCAUAUAUCUUGCGUGUUGUGAUUUGA